UACAAUCAUUAAACCAAAAAGAAUUUCUUAAAUUCAACUUUUACAAAAAUCUAGACUGGAACGACGACUCAGGAUUCAGAAAACAAAUGAAUCAAUAUAAAAAACUCAAACAAUUGUCAAACUGGCAAUGGGCUCCCAACUUCUUUGGAGGAAACUAUAUGUAUUUAGUAGAAAGAUUACCCAAAAACAUAGCUCAACAAAUUAUAUUAACAAAUCCAGUACCAAACAACGAAGAAGAUUUCUUCAGAAGAGCUGACACUUUAUUCAGAUCAAUAAGAGUAACAAUGGAUAUGGAAAAAUCCAAAAAUGAAAAAACAAACCAUUAUUCCCAAAAAGCAAGAAUAAAUAACGUGCAAACAACGGAACAACCUCAAAAAGGAAAAUGCUACUCAUGUGGACAAAUAGGACACUUUGCAAAAGAAUGUUCAAGACGGAAAGGAAAAGAAGCAUACAAUAGAGUACAAUCAACAUACAAAAAUUAUAAUGGAAAACAAAGAAAAACCUUU
Messenger RNA from Dentiscutata erythropus, 506 nucleotides. The record is from the annotation of a GenBank genome assembly. Lineage: Eukaryota; Fungi; Glomeromycota; Glomeromycetes; Diversisporales; Gigasporaceae.